ACCACCACCGUAGUCGUCGUCGUCGUCGUCGUAUUCGUCGCGGACACCGCGCUUGCAGAGAGCUCCGUCUUCGUCUUCCAUCGAUAGAGAGAGAGAGCGAGAGAGCAGAUUUCUCUUUCAGCUCGAGAUUCUGCUGGAAAGAGCUCCUAAUUCCCAUCUGGGUCUUCGCAAAGUUCGAUCUAUCGAGAGAGAGAGAGAGAGAGAGAGAGACAGAGAGAGUGAGAGAGAUGAGGCUGCUGCUGCUGUUGUUGUCGUCGAUCCUUCUCCAAUGCGUCCUCUGCGCGCAGGUGCUGGCCGACAAGAUCUUGACGGCUCACGUUGGUGGUACUUUUGGACGUAGUUCUCGCGAACCAAAGUAUAAUAUCGAGUUCCAUCCAGAAGACUCUCCCUUUCAUCCGGAUGAUGAUCAGGAAUCAGUAGUUAUGCCCAGUAAAGAUGGACAGAAGUACUUAUGUUUCUUACCCAAGGUUGAGAAAGCCAAGAGUGAAAAACCAAUUAUUCAGCAGAAUGUGACCAAUAUGAUUGUGGAAACGGAGAAACGCGUCAAAUUGAAGACACCUGAUGAGCUGCUUGAAGUACUAAAGGACAGCUGUCUCGUACGACAAGAAGGUUGGUGGUCAUAUGAGUUCUGUUAUCACGGGAAGAUACGGCAAUUUCACGUGGAGGAUGAAAAGGUGGUCCAGGAAUUUAUCUUAGGUAUAUAUGAUUCAGAGGCCACAUCUGCUUUCAACCAGAAUCUCUCUGAUGUCUCGACAUUGAAGGAUCCCCGAUCAAAAGAUGCUUCUCAAAGGUAUCAUGCUCAUCAGUACACUAACGGGACUACAUGUGAUCUUACAAAUCAGCCUCGUGAGACUGAGGUGAGAUUUGUAUGCUCAGAGCCUAGAGCUAUGAUUACUUCCAUCACAGAGUUGUCCACGUGCAAAUACGCUCUCACAAUUCAAAGCCCUAUGCUCUGCAAGCAUCCAUUGUUCCAAGAAGAGAGACCUGUAUGGCACACCAUCAAUUGUAAUGUGAUUCAUAAAGAUCAGAAGGAAAAGAGACCAGAAAAGGAAAAGGUUGAAGAUGAACAGAUUAUCAUGGUUACGGGGGACAAAGGUUCAGUAGCUGAUGAUACAGAAGGAUAAGCAACAAAAUAUCCACACACAAAGUAAAUAUUUUGGGAAGGAGUUUUUCUGGUUUGCUGCUGUUGUAAGGCUUUUCCUGGUAGUGCUUCCAAUAUUCUGUCACCUUGUAACCAGCGUUCGUGCUUGUAGAAAGCUUCUUCAUACAGAUGGAUUUUUUUUUUUUUAAUACCAGCAUUCGAGAUGCUCAGCUCCUUUUAAGGAACAGUAGGAGUAGGAAUACGUGAAGCUCCAAGUUUAACAUGUUGGAGUUGCGUUUGCGGAACUGAUCCCUAGCUUGAAGUGUUCCUCAAGCAAAUUUCAGUUUAACCAAAGCAUGCCAAAGUAAAUGUACUACCACUAGUACUAGUCCUAAUGAGAGAUAGUUGGGCCUUUCUUUCCUGGAA
Messenger RNA from Syzygium oleosum, 1507 nucleotides. Its product is annotated as protein OS-9 homolog. The record is from RefSeq and is a predicted model, not a curated record. The coding region runs from base 228 to 1124 and encodes 298 amino acids. Gene Ontology annotation, cellular component: endoplasmic reticulum lumen. Gene Ontology annotation, biological process: retrograde protein transport, ER to cytosol; endoplasmic reticulum unfolded protein response. Lineage: Eukaryota; Viridiplantae; Streptophyta; Magnoliopsida; Myrtales; Myrtaceae. The transcript has 8 exons.